GAAUUAUGGUGAAGAUAAAUGAUUCCCCCUUUUUGCUGAAGACCCCCUGGAACCCCCUCAAGGACCACUGGGGGUCCCCGGACCCCAGUUUGAGAACCACUGCUAUAAAACACUGUAAUGGCUUUGUUUUGAAACUUGUGAGCGGAAGUACUAGUGAGCACAGACAGUCUGUGCAGCGUCUCCCUGCAGCCUCUGAUAAAACGGUUUUGUGCAGACUUUGUCCUGCAUCACUUCCUCCUUCGCAGCACUGUGCAGUAGGCGGGAGGUGUGAGGAGCCCGGCUCUUCACUCCUUCAUGCUGCUCUGGAGCCAUGGCGGAGCGGACGGCUCCUGCCUGCAGCAGCGACUACACUGCUGACGGCUCCUAAAGUUUGACACACAUCUUCUGCUGAAGCUUGUCACAGAUGGCCGGUUUAACUUUUCACUAAAUGGCAUGUACCUGACCUCCGUGGGAUCAUAGCAACGCAGAGUUUCUGCUUUUUCUUCUUCCAGGACGUCCGUCCUGUAGCCGUCUGCCCCCGGCGUAAAUCUGGCGCACUGUCCCACAGCGGCUGACAGAGCGCCUCUUUAAUAUUUCAAAUCCGAGUCAGUGGAGGUUAACAUGGGGGCGAAGCAGAGCAGCCCGGCUGCUAAUUCAGCUUCUAACGGACGGACCAGAGCGUACUCCGGCUCGGACCUGCCUUCCAGCACGUCCAGCAGUAACGGGAAUAACGUUAGCAGGACUGCCACCGGGGGGGUGAGGUACCAUGCGUACAGUGCGUCCGGAGCCUCUGGAGCCACGUCCAGCACCAGCCAGCACAUCGGAGCCAGGGCCAGGUCUGCGGGGGGCUCCGGAGGCUCCGGGACCAGACACCAGUCCGGCAUCAACAUACCGAACAGCAGCGGAGCCUACAGCUCCCAGGAGUCCGGCGGCAGCAGCCCGGAGGAGGCGGCGGACAGGGAGCGCCGGCUGCUGAUAGGUUCAUUACCAGCACACCUCUCGCCUCAUCUGUUCGGAGGCUUCAAGUGCCCUGUGUGCUCCAAGUUUGUGUCCUCAGAUGAGAUGGAUCUUCACCUGGUCUUGUGUUUAACCAAACCCAGAGUCACAUAUAACGAGGACGUCCUGACCAAGGAUGCAGGAGAAUGUGCAAUCUGCCUGGAGGAGCUGGUACAGGGGGACACCAUCGCUCGCCUGCCCUGCCUCUGCAUCUACCAUAAAGGCUGCAUCGAUGAAUGGUUUGAAGUGAACAGAUCAUGUCCAGAGCAUCCAUCUGAUUAAAGCUUUUUUUGCACAGGUACCCACGUUGAGCGAGAUCUACUUCAUUAGCACCAAAAUGAAGUGUGGAUCCAGGGAGACUGCUGGACGCCGUGACCACUGUGAUCAGUUUAACCCCACCCAAUAAUGUAGUACCACGGUGUGCCAAAUCUCAUUUAAGCAAUCUUCAGGGAUACAGACUUUUCUGUUUAUGUUUGAGUUGCACAUCCACGCUCAGUCUCAGACCGGACGGACCGAUCCGCUGACUGAUACUCACCUCGCAUCCUCCCCAGCCCUGACGGUCAAAGACACACGGGGCGUUACGACAGGCAGGGCUCUCUCAGACAGCAGACGUCAGCUGAUUGUAUGCCAGGACACCGGAGGAGGUGGACAUGGUCCUGGAGGUGGGGGCAGGGUGGAGGGAGGGUGGAUUAUCCCUCUCCCUUCUUACUCUGUCCCUCCCCUCCUCCUUCAGCAUCAGUGUCUAGCAGUGCCUUGUUGUCAUGCCCAGCUGCAGCAGGGUGGUGGAGGGGGAGCAGAACUAGCUGGACAACUGCAUGGACCUGCAGGACCAUCUCACCUCCACUGCCAUUCUACCAGUCCAGGAGAAACAAGCCAGAGACAUGACAUGUUGCUCACAUUUUCAGAAAAGCUGCAUCAGCUCAGACAUUUUCAGAACUGAAGCUGUUGCAACAAUGGUGCCAAUCAACUGUGAAUAUUGUCAAACACACACACACACACACACACACACACACAUAUAUAUAUAUAUAUAUA
Molecule: messenger RNA, 2007 nt
Organism: Thunnus maccoyii (southern bluefin tuna)
Lineage: Eukaryota; Metazoa; Chordata; Actinopteri; Scombriformes; Scombridae
Gene: znrf2b
Product: zinc and ring finger 2b
Exons: 5
Coding region: 601-1257 (218 amino acids)
Source: RefSeq, a predicted model, not a curated record